AUGGAGGCUUUCCCUUGGGCGCCCCGCUCGCCCCGCCGCGGCCGCGCCCCCCCGCCCAUGGCGCUCGUGCCCAGCUCCCGCUACGUGAGCACCCAGGGCCCGGCGCACCCGCAGCCCUUCAGCUCGUGGAACGACUAUCUGGGACUCGCCACGCUCAUCACCAAGGCGGUGGACAGCGAGCCGCGCUUCGGCUGCGCCCGCGGCGGGGACGGCGGCGGCGACGGCUCCCCGCCCUCUUCUUCCUCCUCGUCGUGCUGCUCCCCCCACGCGGGGGCCGGGCCCGGGGCGCUGGGGCCCGCUCUGGGGCCUCCCGACUACGACGAGGACGACGACGACGACGACAGCGACGAUCCGGGAUCCCGGAGCCGCUACCUGGGGGGCGCGCUGGAGCUGCGCGCGCUGGAGCUCUGUGCGGACCCUGCCGAGGCCGGGCUCCUGGAGGAGCGUUUCGCUGAGCUGAGCCCAUUUGCCGGUCGCGCCGCCGCCGUGCUUCUGGGCUGUGCACCCGCCGCCGCCGCCGCCACCACCGCCGAACCGGCGCCGCGAGAGGAGCGGGCCCCGGCGUGGGCGGCCGAGCCCAGGCUGCACGCCGCCUCCGGGGCGGCCGCCGCCCGGCUGCUCAAGCCCGAGCUGCAGGUGUGCGUGUUUUGCCGGAACAACAAGGAGGCGGUGGCGCUCUACACCACCCACAUCCUUAAGGGACCCGACGGGCGGGUGCUGUGCCCCGUGCUGCGCAGGUACACGUGCCCCCUGUGCGGUGCCAGCGGCGACAACGCGCACACCAUCAAGUACUGCCCGCUUUCCAAAGUGCCGCCGCGCAGCGCCCGGGACGGCCUGCCCGGCAAGAAGCUGCGUUAA
This is a messenger RNA of Odocoileus virginianus texanus, 858 nucleotides long. NCBI's taxonomy places the organism in Eukaryota, Metazoa, Chordata, Mammalia, Artiodactyla, Cervidae. The record is from RefSeq and is a predicted model, not a curated record.